This is a messenger RNA of Hirsutella rhossiliensis, 2535 nucleotides long. Its product is annotated as UBA domain-containing protein 7. Gene Ontology annotation, molecular function: clathrin binding. The record is from RefSeq and is a predicted model, not a curated record. The coding region runs from base 1 to 2535 and encodes 844 amino acids. Gene Ontology annotation, biological process: clathrin coat disassembly; clathrin-dependent endocytosis. The transcript has 3 exons. NCBI's taxonomy places the organism in Eukaryota, Fungi, Ascomycota, Sordariomycetes, Hypocreales, Ophiocordycipitaceae. Gene Ontology annotation, cellular component: vesicle; cytoplasm; intracellular membrane-bounded organelle.
AUGGAUGACCUUUCCGCAAUUGACUGGUCAAAGCCGCGCGGCCUUCAGCCGAAACCGUCUCCCAUGAACCCUUCCUAUCCGUCGCUGCGACCGACGCCCUCCCCGCAAGACUCUGGACGCAGCACGCCCCUGUCACCACAGGCUUCCGCAGGGCCACUGCCCAAGACAGCUCCCGCCAAGCCCGCGCAGGACAGCUUCAGCAAUCUCGUCAACUUUGGCUCGGCCAAGGCGUCCCAGAAUCUGACCCUCGCACAACGACAGGCGCAGCUCGAGGCCGACAAGAGGCGGAAGGAAGAGGAGCGCCGGAAGCAGUCUGAGGCCCAGUUUGGUAGCGCACAGCAGUGGGAUGCGCUGGGGUCGCGAAGCUUCACCGCCAGUCCGGCCUUUCCCUCGAACGGAGCCGCCGACGAUGGAGACCUGUUCGCCGCCUUCAACAAGGACACAAAGGUUGACCAGGCGAGCCAUUACCCGCCACCCAGCUCAGAUCGCUCGACUCCUGCCAACGGCGGGCAUCUCGACCUGAGCGAUCCGAUUGCCUGGAAUACGACGGCUACCUCCAACGGCGAAAACAUCGACGACGACGAUCCCUUUGGGCUCAACGACCUGAAGCCCAGCGCCGCCCCGCAUUCCCUCCCCAAAAGCACCGCGGAUGACGACGACUUCCUUGGCGACCUCGGACGACCGGUGGACGAGGUGCGGAAGAAGCGGCAACAGGCGGCGCAACCCGAGCCUGGAAAGCCCAUCGAGAAUGACGACUCCAGCUCAUCGGAAGACCAACGACGGCCACGUCCUCGGGAACCCAGCCGGAAACCCAAGCCGAGCAACGAUGCCUUUGACCGGGCUCUGGCACAGCUUCUGGACUACGGCUUCUCGCCCGAGGAUGCUAGACGAGGCUUGAUGCAGAGUGGCAGUGGGGCCAAUGCCGAGGCCGCGGCCAACUGGCUUUUGGACGAGGCUCACCGAAAAGCCAAGCAAAAAUCACGGGGAGCAGGUCCGCCGGCGGAUCCGAGCGCUGCCAGCCACGCUGAUCCCAGGAUGGCGGCCGCCAGAGGUGAGGCCGACUUUACCAAGUCUGCCGCUGCCGUGGGAAAUAGCUUGUUCAAGACGGCCAACUCGCUGUGGAAGACGGGGCAAAAAAAGGUCCAACAAGCAGUAGCCGAUUUCCAACAAGAAGGGGAAUCAAGCCAGCCGAAAUGGAUGCGUGAUGCACAACAAGGGCGCGCCCAGGAGUCGCGGGCAGCCCGUGCGACCAAAUUCACCGAUGAAGUCCUCGCUCUGGAUCAGAGUCGAAGCAGCUCGGCUCCCCGGUGGCAGCAACAGCAAUCCACCGUUGCCCCACUGUCGGACGCGCGAUCGAGGCUCAACCGACUGGCAGGGGACGACGAUAGCUUCUCAAGCCAUGUGAGCGCAAACAGGAGGAAGAAGCCUGCGCCCCCGCCCGAGCCGAGCAAGCCCGAGCCCGAGCCCGACCUCCUGUUCAGUUCCGCGUCUUCAAAAGCCUCCCAACCUCUACCUCAACGCCCGGUCCAGCGGACUGUCCCGUCGCCUGCGAAGCGCCCUCAGGCGGCCGCGACGCCGCCACGGCACGUCACCCCUCAGCGAAAGCGCCAAAUCCCUCCAAUCAAUCCCGCCGCCAUGCAGACCUCUACAAAGCAUCGGUUGGAAGGGACAGCCCACUUCAAGCGCGGUGACUAUGCCACGGCCCAUUCAUCGUACUCGUCGUCGAUAUCCGCCGUUCCCGCCACGCACCCCUUGAUGAUCGUCCUCCUCACUAAUCGAGCGUUGACUGCGCUCAAGACGGGCGAGCCGAAGCAGGCAGUGACAGAUGCCGACGAGGCCUUGAAGCUGAUUGGGCCCGGGAACGGACAAGGCGAGACGGUUCCCGUGCAAGGCGAAAACGGCCAGGUGGAAAACAGGGACAUGAAAGAGUUGCACGGCAAGGCACUGUGCCGGAAAGCCGAGGCGCUCGAGCAAAUGGAGAAAUGGGCCGAUGCCGGUGCCGUGUGGCAACAGUGCGUGGAAGCCGGCGCCGGCGGACCGACGGCCAUCAAGGGGCGCCAGCGCUGCCAGAACGCCCUGGCCCCGAAACCCAGGGCGCCAGCGAAGCCGGUGUCAAGGCCGAGGCCGAAGCCCUCUGCCGCCGCCAGUCUUGCACCCCAGAAGAGCUCCGAGGCUGUUGUGCGACUGCGAGAGGCCAACCAGGCGGCGGCGCGAGAGGACGACGAGAAGUUUGCCCUCUCGGAGAAGGUGGAUGCCAAGGUGUCGGCCUGGCGGGAUGGAAAGCGGGACAAUCUCCGCGCCCUGCUGGGCAGCAUGGACAAGGUGCUCUGGGAGAGCAGCGGGUGGAAGAACGUCGGGAUGCACGAGCUGGUCAUGGCGAACAAAGUCAAGAUUGUCUACAUGAAGGCGAUUGCCAAGACGCACCCGGACAAGCUACCCCAAGACGCGAACACCGAGGUUCGGCUCAUUGCCGGGCUGGUCUUUAGCACCCUUAACGAGAGUUGGGACAGGUUCAAGGCGGACAAUGGGCUUUGA